Molecule: messenger RNA, 771 nt
Organism: Closterium sp. Naga37s-1
Lineage: Eukaryota; Viridiplantae; Streptophyta; Zygnematophyceae; Desmidiales; Closteriaceae
Source: the annotation of a GenBank genome assembly
AUGCCCUGGUCGCAUCGGGCGACGAGAGGAUUGCCAGCUGCUGCCAGGGGUUGGCCACUGCGAAUACUCAAAAGUGCUUUUGAGAAUUCUCAAAAGCCCCCUACAAUCUCGUAUCCACCCACUCUUCCUUCUCUCCCCCUCCCCGCUACGCUCCCUUCCACUGCAGUGGUCGCAACGGACGAUGAGAGAAUUGCCAGCUGCUGCCAGGGGUUCGGCGCUGAGGUCAUCAUGACGUCAGCAGCUUGCGGCAAUGGUUCGGAGCGGUGUGCCGAGGCAGUGGAGUCUCUCAAGGGGCAGUGGGACGUGGUGGUGAACAUUCAAGGCGACGAGCCACUCAUCGACCCGGCUACCAUAGAUGCCGUUGUGAUUGCAUUGCAGGAAGCACCCGAGGCGGUGGCAGCGACAGCAGUGGCAGACAUAAAAGCAUCGGCAGCACCAGACCCGAACCGAGUCAAGUGUGUUGUGGACAGCAGAGGCUUUGCACUCUACUUCUCACGGGCGCUCAUUCCCCACAACAGGGACGGAGUGCCUCAUCCCGGCUUCCCAUACAUGCUGCACCUGGGCCUACAGGCAUAUGAUGCGGCCUUCCUAGCACAGUACAGGGCGAGUGAGCCGGGGAGGCUGGAGGAGGAGGAGCAGCUGGAGCAGCUGCGGAUACUGGAGCAGGGAUGCAAGGUUAAGGUGGUGAAGGUGGCGCAUUCAGCGCACGGGGUGGACGUGCCUGCUGACGUCAAGAGGAUCGAAGACCUGCUGCUGAGAGGCGGGCGAUGA